Molecule: messenger RNA, 1260 nt
Organism: Camellia sinensis
Lineage: Eukaryota; Viridiplantae; Streptophyta; Magnoliopsida; Ericales; Theaceae
Source: RefSeq, a predicted model, not a curated record
AUGACUGUUACAUUGGAUGAUGUGCGGACCAUACUUGGCAUUCCAGUCACUGGCAUGGCUUUGUCAUGUCCUAAGUUAACAAGAUACGAGGUUGCUGAGCUGGUGAAUGCUACUUUGGGAGUGCCAGUGAAUGAUGCAUUUACAGAAUUAGUUCAAUCUCGUGGGCAAUUCGUGAAGCUAGAGUGGUUGCAAACUAGAUUUCAUGAAGUUAAUGAUACAGAUGAUGCAAAUUUCAUAGAAUACGCAGCGAGAGCUUACUUGCUAUACUUAUUAGGUUGUACCCUCUCUGCUGACAAGAGUGGGACUCGAGUACCUAUUGCUUACCUGCACAUGUUGACUGACAUUGAUGCUGUUAGCUCAUAUGCAUGGGGUGCUGCAGCUUUGGCAUUCCUGUAUAGACAAUUAGGACUUGCUAGUAGGGCUGGUGUUAAGCAGAUUGUUGGUUACUUGAAGCUAUUGGAAGCAUGGAUUUAUGAGCAUUUUCGUUUAGGAAGGCUUCAUCCAAAUUUGUCCUAUUCUGAUGAACAAUCUUGUGUAUGUCGUUGGAGUUCGCGGAGAGAUGGAAGUUUUACAGAAGACCACUUGCAGACAUUACGAGAGCUACUUGACAUGUUACGUGCUAAUGAGAUCGAGUGGGAUCCAUACCGUUUAUGUAGGACACACCAUCCACUUCAUGAGGUUGCAUAUUAUACUGGAUGUUUGAAAUGCUUUGAUAUUGUUGAACCCUAUCACCCCAAUAGGGUUUUGCGACAGUUUGGUAGGGUCCAAACCAUCCCACCAGAACCAUUAUCUCCUGUUCGAGCUAUACGGGGUAGUAAACCAGAACAGUACAGAAUCAUGUAUCAAUACCGUGACACGAUAUGGGCGCAAUGGGAGAAUCAUGUGUUGUCCAUUAAUGCUCGUAGUGUGCCUGUACAGCAACGACCAUCUAAAUGUGUACGGGGAUACCGUGAGUGGUAUGCUCGUGUUUCGCAUCGAGUUGUUCAAAAUCCUACACAUCACUCUCAGUUUAAUCCACGUGUUCAACAUCCCGAGAAUGAUGUUACUAUGGAUCCUGAGUGGUGUAAUGAUGCUGCUUUCAAUGUUGGUGCUGCAGUCCAUAGGCUCAGUCGUGAUGAGUGUGUCUUGCACCCUGACAUGCUGUAUGAAACCAUUGGUCGCAUGCUGCAAGUUCUUGAUGGACAGAGUUUGGGAUCUACUUCGACACGUACCGAGCAUCAAGUCUACUAUCGUAAACGUCGUAGGAUGGACCGUACAUGA